CCCGGGGCAGUUGUUGACAUGUCGCUCAUAGAAAAGCAGAGACCAUACAGUCAAACUGGCGAACAGCUUAUUUUACAAGGGUUCUAAGCAGAGAGCCUUGACAAGUCAUCAAGUUAAACAUGGAAAUGUUAUCCCCGCUUAUAAAGAAAAUGGGCCACUCUUUAGUGGAAAUAAGAGUUCGAGCGUUGAAGAGCAUUUUAAGUAAACUGAAGCAUUCCCUCAUCACGGUGACUGACAUUGUUCAGGAAAAGAUGCUGUUUGUUUAUCUGCUUGAAUGGUUCAAUUUCCCGGAGGUGCCAAUGAAGGAGGACGUUCUUGGGUUGCUUUUAACUUUAUCAAAGCAUCCGAGUUCAGCCCAGAUGCUGAGGGAUGUCGGGGCGGUGGACUUUCUCUCUCAGCUUUCUUCUACAGUCGAGCCCAGACUGCGAGCUGUCAUUGAUGGAACCCUGGACCAGCUGUUCCAGCUUCCUGAGCUACUCCCCAGUCAUUCAGCUGUCUACUCUCAUGGAUCAUGCAGCACAACUACAACAGCCUCAACUAUUGUUUCAGGUGACAAUAAAUUGCCUAAAAUCGGUUAUUUCCACGACAGGAUGCAGUCAAACUCAAAUGCACCACCUCAGAAGAUAGCAGUACGUGAAUCUGUGAGAUGUUUGAAAUUUUCAGUUUUUCCCUGGCUGACUUUAACAAACACGGACCGACAUAUACUUUCUUCCAAUGAGAGUUCUUUGGGAAGCAGCGAUCCUAACAUGGUGCGGACAACCUGUGAACUCCUUUGUGAUGUUAUCCUGCAGGACUUUCCAGCAGAAAUCUUCCUGCAAAGGCCUGGAAUUGUUAAGAACCUUUUACUGCUGCUCAGGCUGGGUUCAGGUAAAGGAGAGGUCGGCUACCUCCGCUCAUCUGCCCUGUCCUGCCUGCGGCAGCUUUGCGUGGGACUGCAGAGGAAGCUGCGCUUUCAUCAGGAUCCAGGUUUCUACUCAGCAAAGCAGGAUCCGCUGUCGCAGAACUCGUCGUUCUCUUACGCCCAGGAGGUUCGGGGGAACCGGCGUUCACAGGCCUCCUCUCCUGCGGCUGAGCUCUCUCCUCGUCCCUCAGUGGUGGGGCGUUCAUCCCAACGAGCCCGGGGAGACGGUCAGGAUGGAGAUGCAGCCUCUAACAGCAGCUCGCACAGAGGUGGGGCAACAGUCCAGGGCCCCGAACAGACGCCCCGCUCCCCUGCUGAUGCGGCUCAGCUGCAGCUUCCGGACCUGAGCAUGGAAGAUGUACUGGAGCUUCAGUUACAGCAGCUCAACUUGGCCCAGUUUUCUGUUGCCACCAUGCAGCAUGCCAUACCACUGCUGAAGACAGACGGUUUGCAUGUGUUCCACCGUGUUCUGGAGCUGUUGUGUGAUGCUCUCCUCCUGCUCAGGGAUAGUGUUUGCGAGCUGGUCUGGGACGAUCGCAGCCUGGUGGGGAUGGAGCUGAAGGAGAAGCUGCAAGCCUGUAUGGAGCAACUUGGGGAUAUACUCUAUUUACAUCAAAACCAUUCAGCAGAUGAUCCUGACAGUUCCCAGGUUUACCACAGAAUGGCCUAUAUAGGGACUGCCAUAUUCACCAUUAAACUCCUACAGACCAUCCUCCCUCCUGAGAAGGCCAGUGAAAAUCUCCCGGAAAACACAGCAACGGCACUUUUCCACUUAAGCGUGGACUCAUCACUGGGAAGUUUAUUUCCCAGCAUGCAGGAGACGGCUGUGGCCUACUUGGAGCAAGUGAACUCAGACGGCCACAGCCUCUACAGGAGGAUGAACAGAGCUGCGCUUUGGAUGGAGUCCACUUGUAACUUCAUAAAGGAAGCACAAGCUGAUGGGGAGAAGAACUGGUUGGACCUUCUGGAACUUGCAGACCAAACCAUAGAUGGGCUUCCUUUUCAUCAGCACCUACCCAUCAUCAAGGAAUGUGUUCACAUGUGCUCUCACUUGUGGAAGUUUGAUCAGCCCAGCCCCCUCCUCCAAUCCGAGAGCCAGAAACUCUUCCUCAAGCUGCUGUCGCAUCCCUCACCGCCUGUCAAAACGGAAACAUAUGAGUGUGCUUUAAACCUGGUCAAGGACUGUCUUGGCAUCCAGAAUCUGUCGAGACAGGAAGCAGCAGCAUGCGAGGGUGUUAACUUCCUUCUCCACCGCAGGGUCCUGUAUGAAAUGAGUGCUUUUGGACUGCAAGACUCUGCAGAAAGGGUGAAUAUUGCUGCCAAGGAUAUCCUGCUCUUCCUCCUCAAGGGACGAUUAAUGAUGACAGCGCCAGCCUGGGACAGAUUCAAUGAGGCACUUUACCCGGUCAUACCCAUAUUACAGGGCUAUGCCAGCACUGAGGAGUCACUUGGAAAGGCUGUCCUGCUGAUAAGUGACAUGUCGGAUGUGACAAGAGACAACGUGUUCCCGACUACAGGCAAGCUGAAAGCGGCGCUCCGUCUCCUCUUCUCUAAACAGCCCACUGUCAGAAUAGCUGCAGUGCAACACAUCCUGCCCCACCUAACCAGCAGUGCUGAGGACAACCCCACUAGACCAGACGCAGAUCAAUCUCUGAUGACGUCCCUUCCCAACCUCUUCUGCCUCAGAAACCCUGUAGACGUCACACUGGACACCAGCUAUAAGUCCAUCCUAAAGGUGGAGGCAGUGGAGAAGCUGUUUUGCAUCCUGAGCUCAGACACUGUAGACCUGUCUAUCAGAAGAUCAGCAGCAGAACAACUUUCUGUGGUGCUGCAAGACACAGCAGUUCACUCCGUACUGAAGAAUCUAGGCAUCGCAGAGAAAGUUAUUUCUUUCAUCACAGACAGUGUAAAUGGCAACAAGAGCUUUGAUCUUCUUCUGGAGCCGUGUGCAUGCAUCUUGAGAAAGCUGGUGUACGCCGAUUCGUCUCUGAGGCACAGCCUGGCGCAAAACAACCUCCUGCUCCUCACACUGCUCAGGGCAUCAUUGCUUUUGAAGGAAAUAAAAGGCAAUGGAACCGAAACGGCCGUCCUAAUGUGUUUGCUGCUUUUUGAUGAGAUCGCCAGCAUCGAGACCUGGUCAGAGAAAUCCACCAAAGAUGCCUCUCUCUCAGCAUUUUCUCUACCGGUUGCAGCAGUUAGGAGAUACAACAUUCCCUUCCAAGCAGCGACUCAUCACGCCGUCAGCCCGUACUGCUGCAUCUUGGCUCCUUCCUCUGACCUUCUCACCCUAAGCUCCACCCGCCAAGCCUUGCAGGUGGCCUGGAAUGCUGCAUGGCAUUCUGGGAUAGAUAAUGUCCUGGAGAAAGUGCACAGUGUUGCUGGUGAUUCUCAAUUUCACCCUGACUUGAAGCUGUCGGAGUCACAGAUCUCGUCGCUCAGGGCAAUGCACCUCCCAGCUGCGCUGUGUGACUGCAUCCAAGCCAUCGUGACGGCAGAGGGACACAGAUCUGUGGCCUCUGCUCUGUCCAGACUCAACCUCUACUUGUUGUUUAACAGUCUGGCUCUACCUCAUGUUCCCACCCACAGCUGCAGAGACAUCCUUCAGUCCCUCAGUUGGCAGACAGUGUUGACCAGGUUUCUCCAGGUGCGUCCAGCCUGUGUUGAGGAUGAAAGGUUGCUGGUGGGAAUUGUGACAUUUUUGAAUGCCUACUUCAAACAAAUUCCCACAGAGCGUACCUCUGACCAGGAGGACCGCGACCUGCGCUGGAUACUGGAGCUGCUUCUCAACCAGGAGACUGCUGCUCUUCUUCAUUUGCUCCAUGGUGCGGAGACACAGAGCUUAGACGAUCCUGAGGAGGUAACGAAACAUGUCAGCCAGAGACUGCAGAGAGAGCUCACCAACUUCUUUAACACCCUAAUGAUCAGACUGUCAAAUACGACUGACAGGCUAUGUUUGGCAUUAGUGGGUCCCUUUAAGAGCCAGCUGGCACUGCGCUUGCUUCAGAGCUUGCGGUUGUCUGAUGCCCCGCGUUUUUAUGGCCUUCCCAGCCUGGAGAGGGCACUGCAGGGCAUGGUCAGCCUCACUGCCCAGCCUGGCUGGAGCUCCCACUGCCCUGACCUGGAGCCCAGCUCCCUCUGCUCCAAAUAUCUCAGCGGAUUAUUAGAGGUGAUCUCUUCCUUUUACGUUGAGUGGAGAGGGAACUCCCUGUCCUUCAUGGGGAAAGGUGUGACCAGGAACGCCAUUAUUUGCUUGCUUCACUUGUCCCAUGAGAUGAUGACGGAGAACAAGGAUAAGGACUUCAUAACUCAGUGGUCAUUCGGGAACGAUGGAACUGCAGAGGAAGUCAGUGGCUCUCAGCUGGGUUUGGCUUGGCUUGUCCCGCUUUGGGUGGACCGAGAUCAAGAGGUGAGGUUUGCCAGUUUGAGUUUAGGCGCCGCUCUCUCCUCCAUGCCCAGUGGCUGCCAGGCUCUGUCUGCCAGCUGUCAGAACAUCAGCGGAGGUCUGUGGGGCACGCUGCUUAACAUCCUUUUGGACCAACAAGAGAGCAGCAUGGUUCGCAGAGAGGCUGCGUUUAUCUUGCAGAACUUGCUGGUGAUGCCUAUGCCUGCCAACGGAGAGGAGGCCAAGGACUCCCACUGGCAGCAGCCCUGUGUCCAUGAUGAGGUAUCCGGUGUGUCUUUGGUGGGUCUUCCAGCACUGCAGGCUCUGCUGUACCACUGUCAGUUUUUCCACAAUGUGGCUCUCUCUGCCUCAACUUGCUACCGUGGCAGGUACACAUUCAACAUGCAGCCACAGCCUUUGGGGAGCCAUAAUCCGAGUCUUCAGGAAAGCUCUUUUUCUGAUUCAGACAAUUCUCUACUGCUUUUGAGAUGUGAGCCAGAACCUAGCAUCACCUCUGGAAGAAGUUCCAGCUCCAUUUCCACUUCAAGCACUGCAGUCAGCAACACGGCAAGUAAAGGUUCACGGCUAAACUCUCCUAAAGUUUCCUCCCCAGUGAGCAUCCCAGAUGUAACUCCUGCCAGACUGAUGGCUCAAGGUCAGAGUGACAGAGACACAAGCAACUCUACUCCCUCUCAGGACUCCCAACAAGACGAGCCCUCAGGCGUGGAAGCUGUUGUCGUGGUAACUCCUGACCUCCUGACAGCCCAGUGUGGCCUGCUGAACAAUCUGUUGGCCAUACUACCAGAUUUCACCCUCACUGCCAUCCAACAAAACCAGCUACUGCAGGUUCUGAGCAGUUUAGUAGAUAUCGAGCUCAUGGAAAAAUGUCUGACUGAGCUGAAGACACCCAGCAUCCUUCCUGGAACCAGAGAAGACAUCAAGCGUCAGUUUGUCACUGCACUCCAGUUCCUAUCAAGCUUUUCCAAACUGCUGCGAUCUUGUGUCACGGAGAGCAAAGAGCUGAUUGGCCAGACGGACUUCCUGAAGAGGCUGUCGUCUAAUCUUGUGGCUGUUCUCAUGCUGGACAUGAAAUCAUUAGACCCAGGUACGUGGGAUGUGGUUUGCUUUUGCUGGACGGACGUGUUUAUGCUUCUGGCCACUCUGGUGAAGAGAGGCAGCUCGGCAGUUCACCCAUCUGUCUCCGCUGCGCUGGGCAGACGCUGGCGGACAUUCACAGGAACGUUGUCGCAGUGUCUGAAUGAGAAAAAUGCAGGUGUCCUGCUCCACACUGUGGCUCUGCAGUUCCUCUCCACAGUUUUCACAGAGGAGACUGAGUUGCGCGGCACAGAGCUCAGAAGCUCAACAUCUAAGCACAGCAGCACCUUGUCAAAUGUCUUAAACGGUCCUGCUGCCAGCGAGCUCUGUGAACUGUUAUUGCAGAGCUUUGAGAAAAGGACCCUUCAAGACCCUUUAAAGAGGCUCACAGCUAGGGCUCUGAUGACGCUUCUAGCUUGCAGUCCAACAGCUCAAAGCUACGCUGCCAAAGCUGGUUUAAUUGACAGCAGUGUGGAGCAGCUGAAGCAGAUCCACUCCCACCUCCACCUGAAGUCCAUCCGACCUGGAAAAGCUUCUCACAGCAAAAAGGAAGUGGGCUAUUUAAAAGAAGUCAAGCUGACUGCAGAGAUCCUGCGGAGUGCUCUUUAUUGCAACAAUGAAUGCAAAGUGGCUGCUAUGGAUGCCCGUUUAACGCCAACACUCUAUGCUCUAUGGCCUUGGCUCUUAUUGGACGACCCCACAAUGGAAGCGGUGCUGGAGCUCCUAUGCGUCUACACAGCAAAUUGCCACCCAGCAUGCAGCUCCUUGUGUGGCAGUAGCCUCAGUGGGGCGCCAGGAUCUAAAGGCUCUUCCAACACGUCUCUGAUGAAUUCAGUGAUGAAGCUGACCUCUCUUGCCCCAGACAACAGCCCCAUCCAGAAUCUUUGCUUCUCUCUACUUACUAACCUGGCUGUGUCACGGGACUGUAGGUGCGCCCUGCAAAAGAAUAAUUUCCUUCAGAGCUUCCUGUUAGUGCCUUCCCAUAAGGCUGGUGCCAAGGCCACAUCGGUCGGUAGCGGUGGAAACCUCCUGAACCAGUGGCUGAGGCUCCUGGUCAGCCUGUCCUCCACAGAGGAUGGGCAGCAGAGUAUUCUGAAAGUAACCGGAAUCCUGGAACUGCUAGCAGAAUUGGCACCACACCGGCAGCAUGCGCUGCUCACCCUUCACAACCUCUGCUUCAGCCCUGCCAACAAAUCACACAUCAUGGCCAAUGAUAAAGCCAUGAAAGUUUUAUUGUCUUGUUUGGACAGUAAAGAGAUAGAAACCUGCUGUAUAGGAGCUUCUGCACUGUGGGCUUUACUGCACAACAAUCAGAGGGCGAAGGCUGCCCUGAAAUGUCCAUCCGUUCGAUUAAAAAUCCAGGAGGCCCUCACCAUCUUCAAGCAAGAUGCAGAGAAGAAGCAGGAACCUUUGGGUUCCCACCUGCAGAAGUGCCUGGAUCAUAUUUCACAGUUGCUAAACAGUUGAUCGAAAUAGACUUUUUUGUUUGUGUAGUUUUUCAUCAUGUUUUGUUAUUUAUCAGCUGGCAUUUGGUUAUUAAAGUUAGGUCGACCUUUUUUUCUGUGCAUGGUCUCGUCUUUCAGAAACUGGGUACAU
This is a messenger RNA of Cyprinodon variegatus (sheepshead minnow), 6974 nucleotides long. RefSeq names its product rotatin (gene rttn). The record is from RefSeq and is a predicted model, not a curated record. Bases 120 to 6845 code for a protein of 2241 amino acids. The transcript is spliced from 49 exons. NCBI's taxonomy places the organism in Eukaryota, Metazoa, Chordata, Actinopteri, Cyprinodontiformes, Cyprinodontidae. Gene Ontology annotation, cellular component: centrosome; centriole; ciliary basal body. Gene Ontology annotation, biological process: ciliary basal body organization; centriole-centriole cohesion; centriole replication.